CGUCAUUUAAAUUCUUCUGCAGUUCUUAUCGCUUGUAGCAGGAGCAGGACAGUACAACAGCAAUUGCAAUCAAUCAUCAUGAAGAGAGAAGACAUUACCUACCUGGGUGCUGGUCCUGCCAGUCUCCCCACUGAUGUUCUUGCCACAGCUGCUCAGGCGCUGCAGAACUACCAAGACACUGGACUUGGUGUCGCAGAACACAGCCAUCGCAGCGAAAUUGCGACGAAUAUUCUGAACGGCGCCAAGGCUGAUCUUGCCAACUUCCUGGAUAUCCCUGACACCUACGAGAUCCUCUUCCUGCAAGGUGGUGGAUCCGGCCAAUUCGAUGCGACCGUUUACAACCUCGUCUCGAUCUGGGCUGAGAAGCAGAGACAGCAGAUCAUCAAGGAGAAGGCCGGUAUUAGCGAGGAGGAUGUCAUUAGCGAGCUGCGCAAGAAGGUCGAGUCGGAACUGAAGCUGGAUUACCUGGUCACUGGAUCAUGGUCGCUGAAGGCCAGCCAGGAAGCUGUUCGCCUUCUUGGCUCUGAGUAUGUCAACAUCGUCAGCGACUCCAGGACCGUCAACGACGGCAAGUUUGGAAAGAUCGCAGACGAGUCGACCUGGAAGCUGAGCCGCAAGGCUGCCUUGGUCUACAAGUGCGAGAACGAGACUGUUGAUGGCGUUGAAUUCCCCAGCUUCCCCAAGGUUCUGGAGCCCAAGGGUACUGACGAGGACCCUAUUGUCGUUGGAGACUUCUCUUCAACUAUCCUGUCUAGACGUAUUCCCGUCCAGAACUACUCGAUCAUCUUCUUUGGAGCUCAGAAGAACUUGGGUGUUGCUGGAAUCACGGGCGUGAUCAUCAAGAAGGACCUCUUGCCCCCUGUUUCUUCCCCUUGCUCUCCUGCCAUCCUGCGCAAGCUCGGCUUGCCGAUUGCGCCCACCAUCCUCGACUACUCUGUUGCCGCUAAGAACAACAGCUUGUACAACACUCUCCCCAUCUUCGAUGUCUACAUUGCAGGCCAGGUUCUGAAGAAGCUGCUUGCCGAAUUCCCCGACAAGGUGGAUGGACAACAGGCUGUGGCCGACAGAAAGGCUAAGCUCAUCUAUGAGACGCUUGACGCCUACCCCGAGGUAUACAAGGUCGUCCCCGCUAAGGAGGUGCGUUCAAGAAUGAACGCCUGCUUCCGUGUGAUCAAGGGCGGCAACGUCGACGACGCCGAAAAGGCCUUCCUGAAGGGUGCUGUCGAGCGUGGCAUCACUGGCCUGAAGGGCCACAGAAGCGUCGGAGGUAUCCGUGCGUCGAACUACAACGCCAUUCCCGAGUCGGGCAUUGAGAAGCUUGCCGCAUACUUGAAAGAGUAUGCUACGGCAUAAACGUAAGACAAUCAUUCAAAAGUAGAGUUUGUUUUUGGAAGAAAAGCACUGUUAUCAUUCAACCCUUCAUGUGGUGCAGAUUAUAGACAGGGGUAACGCAUAUAGCUUGGACAUAACAUUUACCAGCGAUAGGUUCAACCCAUUCAGGAUGGCUGGCCCAACAACCCACUUCAUUGAUGUAGUCAGUUCAAUAGAGAAUGUUCUGCAUAGGAAUACGCAACCAUGGACACAGUGUGAG
Aspergillus vadensis CBS 113365 is the source of this 1591-nucleotide messenger RNA. RefSeq names its product O-phospho-L-serine:2-oxoglutarate transaminase. The coding region runs from base 79 to 1353 and encodes 424 amino acids. The transcript has 10 exons. Gene Ontology annotation, biological process: L-serine biosynthetic process. Lineage: Eukaryota; Fungi; Ascomycota; Eurotiomycetes; Eurotiales; Aspergillaceae. Gene Ontology annotation, molecular function: pyridoxal phosphate binding; O-phospho-L-serine:2-oxoglutarate transaminase activity. The record is from RefSeq and is a predicted model, not a curated record. Gene Ontology annotation, cellular component: cytoplasm.